Molecule: messenger RNA, 1847 nt
Organism: Salmo salar (Atlantic salmon)
Lineage: Eukaryota; Metazoa; Chordata; Actinopteri; Salmoniformes; Salmonidae
Product: cell cycle control protein 50A
Biological process (GO): phospholipid translocation
Cellular component (GO): endoplasmic reticulum; plasma membrane; Golgi apparatus
Source: RefSeq, a predicted model, not a curated record
AGCGGGCACAGUUCUCCCAGCUUUCUUCAUCCCCACUGGUAUCGGACUCUACGUCAGGUCUAACAACAUCAAGGAGUUUGAAGAUUGAUUAUACUGGGACUGAGAAGUCCAGCCCAUGCCUCGACUGCUCUCAGAGCUUUAGUUGGAACAGCACAAGACAAUGCACCUGUGCAUUGCCCUUCUCUCUGGAACAGCCUUUUGAAAGCAAUGUCUUCAUGUAUUAUGGCCUGUCCAACUUCUACCAAAAUCACCAGCGCAAUGUCAAGUCCAGGGAUGAUGGCCAACUGAAUGGCGACCCCCACCUCUCUAAUGACACUUUGGAGCUGUAUUACAUUGACCCUAAUGGCACAAGAAUCCAAAUUCCUCUGAAGGGCAUCGCUUGGUCGACAGACAAGCAUGUGAAGUUCAGGAACCCAGGAGGCAACCCCAACCUCACAAGUGCUUUCCAAGGAACAACCAAGCCGAUCAACUGGCGUAAGCCUGUCUAUGAGCUGGACACAGACACUGAAAAUAAUGGCUUCAUCAAUGAGGACUUUGUGUGGAUGCGCACAGCUGCCCUCCCCAUCUUCUGUAAGCUGUACCGUAUUAUCCAGAAGAACAACAACGUGAUGCCGACUCUUCCCCAGGGCAACUACACCCUGGACGUCACCUACAACUAUCCUGUUUGUAGCUUUGAGGGGCGGAAGCGUGUAAUCCUGAACACCGUCUCCUGGAUGGGGGUCAAGAACCCUUUCCUGGGCAUCGCCUACAUCACUGUGGGCUCCAUCUGCUUCUUCCUGGGGGUGGUCCUCCUCAUCCACCAAUAUGGCAACCACAACCACAGCGCUGAUAUCCCUAACUAAAGAUGUCCUAUAUGUAUGUUGCAUGCUGGCUAGCAGAGGAAGCGAACAUAACCAGUGGCUAAUUACAAGCUCUGGUGGUACCCUUGUGCCUGGCUUGUGUACUGUAUGUAAGAAUGGCCUUCUUGUUAAAAGUGCUGUGCAAGUAUUGGAUGAGUAAAGAUGUCAGGGGAAAGUUGCGAUAAAGUGGAAAUUCUCUCGUAUUUAUUUUUCAUGUUCAGAAAGCUAUGCAGUUAUGUACUGUAGGCAGUUUUGCUGUCAAGUCGUUGUUGUGGCAGUAAGUUGAAAUUGAAUGACGCUACAUCAACGUGAAAAUUCUAUUGCAGAUCGGUUUUAAUGCAGAAAUAUGUGUAUGUCAGUCAUAGAUGUUUACUUCUAAAUGAAUAAAUUAUUUAAGAGUAUUUGAAUACAGUCACGCAAAUCUGAACUGUUUGUUAGGCUAGAAUUGCUUCAAGUUAAGACUAUAGACUUUUGGUUUUCAUACAAGUAUGUUGUGUGUUACUGUACAGUAGUUUGAGGCACAUUUUUCUGGUCUUUUUAACACUGCAGAUAGGGGUCUAUAGAUUGUACAAGGAUGUGCACUCAUUUUCAGGUCAAGUGUUAUGGAUUGCUGCGUUGUAUGUACUUCCAGUCUCAGUAUAUACAGUAAUGCUGUUUAGCUGCCUGGAAUAUGCAGCGCCUGAGUCAAGUUUAUUUAAUAUUACACAACCUUGAAAAUGACAUUCUUUUUCAGGUACCAAAGCUCUAUUCAUGUACAGUAGCCUGGGUGCCAGUCUCUCUGCUCUUGCCAACUCCUUAUGGAAUUGUCAUGCCAAACAUGCUUGGCAAUGGAGUAGGGAAGGGCACAAACAGAUCUGGGACCAGGUUAGUGUUCAUGUUAGUCUAUGGAAAAACCUCCAUAUUCAUUUUCUUACUAAGACUGCUGCAAAUUGAAAUGUUUUGCACUUUAGAGUUGCCAUGGAUUUAUUACCUGGAGAUUCUAUGUCUGUUGCUUGACAAAUAAAAUGU